Triticum turgidum subsp. durum (durum wheat) is the source of this 639-nucleotide messenger RNA. The record is from the annotation of a GenBank genome assembly. Lineage: Eukaryota; Viridiplantae; Streptophyta; Magnoliopsida; Poales; Poaceae.
AUGGGGCUGGAGAUGGCGCCGGUGGAAGCAGAGAGAUCGCCGGAGCAGCCGGAGCUGGAGAUUUACCCGCUGUGCCGCUACUACUUCGGCGCCAGGGACGCCCGGACAGGCGCCGGCGAGACUGCCGCCGACCGCGCCCUCCGCCUCAAGGCCAACUUCGCGGCUCACGGGCUCCGGACCUGCGUCCAUGGCGUCCUGCUGGUCGAGCUGUCGGGUCACCCGCACGUGCUGCUCCUGCAGGUCAGGAACUCCUCCUUCCUGCUCCCGGGCGGCCGCCUCAGGCCUGCCGAGCAAGAUGUCCAAGGCCUUAAACGCAAGCUUUCCAGCAAGCUAGCGUCUGCGGAUCCAAACGGCGACCACCACUGGCAGAUCGGGGAGUGCAUUGGCAUGUGGUGGAGAUCCGAAUUCGAGGCCAGGCCGUUUCCAUAUCCGCCUCCAAGCACUCGUGCACCCAAGGAAUGCGUAAAGCUGUUCUUGGUUAGGCUGCCCAUGGCUCGCCAGUUCAUCGUGCCGAGGAACCUGAAGCUCCUAGCCGUGCCUCUGUCCCAGAUCCACGACAAUUAUCAGGUGUAUGGCCCAAUCAUUUCUGGAAUUCCGAAUCUGCUCUCCAAGUUCUCCUUCAACGUUGUAAGGGACUGA